This is a messenger RNA of Dreissena polymorpha, 1883 nucleotides long. RefSeq lists its product as uncharacterized. NCBI's taxonomy places the organism in Eukaryota, Metazoa, Mollusca, Bivalvia, Myida, Dreissenidae. The transcript is spliced from 3 exons. The record is from RefSeq and is a predicted model, not a curated record. The coding region runs from base 116 to 1741 and encodes 541 amino acids.
GACGUCACUUAGCAACAUUGACAGACGCAGCAUCGCAAGUGAUCAAUGCAGACGAUUAAUUUUGUACAUCAUUUUAUACGCUCAGUUAUAUUAAUAAAUACUGACUUCGUAUAAAAUGAAAUGGAAUGAGAAGUUUCCGCCACAUCGGCAACCUCAACCGCCAAGCGGCGACAGAGAACCGAGUGGAAACGAACGAGUGCACGAGAAGUCGUGCUUUGGUAACAAUCGACCGAGCGAUCUAAACGGAGUUCUGAUGAAGCCGAUAACGCGUGGAACUAAGAAUGAUUCAGACCGCGUGGGUUAUAUAAAUCAACGUUGGGCAGUUAUUGAUAAUACUAACCCUGCAUUGAAUCAGAUGGCCAAAUAUAUUGAAACUGAAAAGAUUAAGCGCAAACUCGGCGAAAGAAUAGCCCAGCAAUGCUACACGGCGUCUUCGGUCCAAGAAUUCAAUGAGGCCUGGCCAAAGCCAAAUAAAAUAUCUUCACAGUUUCAAGAUGACCGCCAGUUCGCGACUGACCGUGUCCGCACCCAAUACGUGGAUGAAUUAAGAGAAAGCUUUUACAUCAACGAACACUAUGACCCUGCGCUGACGGAGAGAGAGCAAGAAUUGGACAAGAAACGUCAGAGCCUGUUGGAGAGGAAGACAAGGGAAGAUGAGAGAAAGCGAGCCGAAAGGAUAAAGGAGAUGGAACUGGAUCUGAAGAGGCAGGAGUUGCUGAAGAUGAAGACAGAGCACAAGAAAUCUAACAAGAAGCGCAGAAAGAAAGAGAAAUCUGAUAUACAUGUAGACCAAGAAGCAAAUGUUUCGAUUAACAGUCCAGUUUCAAAUGCGCUAUUGACGGAAGAUGUAAAUAAAAAGAAUGUCGGGAUGGGUGUGUUUGUGCCUGCUCCACCUUGCAUUGUUAAACCAGCGGCGAAAGAAAGUCAUCUGAAGAAAGACAUUGACGCAACACCACACGAACUUGAGAAAGGUGUGAUCAGGAAAAUAGAUGUGAAGGAAGAUGUAUUCAAGAAAGCCCUUGACAAGAACAAUGAUGUGCAGGAAUAUCAGAACCAAGUGAACAGGAAAGUGUAUGUAAAAGAAGAUGGCUUGAAGAAAGCCUUUAACAAGUGCCCAGACAUGGGCGAGCAUACGAAUGACCUUAUGCAGAAAAGUGUUGUUUACGCGUGCAACAUUAAGAAAUAUGACAAUAAAAUAUAUGCGACACAAAAUGAAGUAAAGAGCGAUGUUGUGACAAAAACCAAUGCACAAGGUUAUGACACGAAUGUUGUCAAAGAAAGCACGGUUGACACAAGUGAGAAUGAUGCAGCUCCUCCCGUUUGUGGGAAUCCGGACUGGGGGCCUGAGUCGAUGGUCCAACGCAUCAGGAGGUUAAAUUUGAAAUACCUCAUGGGUCAAAAUGGCACCAAUACCGAACCAGCUCCGCCAAAAUGCGAUAAACCUGAAACAACCAGCUACACCAAUACCGAACCAGCUCCGCCAAAAUGCGAUAAACCGGAAACAGCAAGCUACAAUAGGGCAAGAGGAUAUGAAUUUAUUUCAAGCGGACAUACCAAAGAUUUCGUGAAUAAUAGUAACUAUGUACCAACUCCACCGGUGUGCAAACCAAAGGAUGAUUGUGUGUCAGUUGCUAAGAAACCAGCCGUCAUGAGCUGGAACGCUACCACCGCCAAGAUGAAGGUCGGGUUCAAGUCUAAACUGAGGAGAGAACAGGACCAGGCCUCUGGCGAUAAAACCUGAAAAAGACUUGUCUUAUUAUAAGUUUAUGUUCUGUUUGUAUAACAAUACUAUUAUUAAGUAUUAUCAUUGUUAUAAUAAUAAUUAUUAUUUUAUCAAUGCAUUCAGGUUCUAUCAUGUUUAAUAAAACGGCGAGAGAAAUGGA